GGCUGGUGAUGUACAUUGAAAGAGACGUCCGAAAGGCCACGCCAGGAAAGGAGCAACAAAGCGGCAAUGAAUACCUGUCAAAAUGCCUGACCCUCUUCAUCCGUCACACCGUGCAUGAACUGCCAGCCAUCCUGGAUGACAUCCUGUCCGUGUUAGGCAGCAUUGUGGGAAGGAAGCACCCCUCUCCUACGCAGUCCCGUCAGCUGAAGCAGAGCCUCCCCAUGAUGGCUGUGGUGCUGCAUCUGCUCACCUCACAGAUCUUCCGACCGCAGGUGGCGACUGAGGCCUUUAUCAUCAAAUUUGGAAAACUGCUGAAUCACAUAACCUCCAUUGACUCUAAUGAGACGAGUUUGGGAAGUGCUAUAGGUCAAGCAGCAUCUGAGGAACUGAUCAGAAACACACUAUCUGCAGUGGAGGCAAUUUCCCAACAUCCCGCUCUUCUUGGCCUCUAUCACUGCACUGUUGUGGAUUUGAUUGCACCACCGCUGGCGUCUCUGGCCUUCAGUAAAAAUGUGGAAUGGCGUAUUGUGAGUUUGCGUGUGCUGUCAGAGAUCACGCUGCUGCUGCUGAGCCAAGACGAGGUGGAGGAGAGAGAGAGAGAUGGAGGGAGUGAACGAGAGGGAGAGUGGGAAGGUGAAGACAUCUCCUCCAACACUCGCUUGCUAACGCUCAUCUCUGAGGCCCUGCUGCCACAGUAUGAGACUCUGCUCCUGGAGCCAGAUCCUGUACCGGUAUAUGCUCUCAAACUGCUGGUGUCCCUCACGGAGCACACCUCACCCAUCAGCAGGCUUGUUAGAGAGAGCCGUCUCCUGCCUGCUAUCUUUCAAGUCAUAGAGGAGCACCAGAAUAACACAGUCGGAAGCACGAUGCAGAACGCCAUGGCUCUCCUCUGCAAUCUGAUUGGACAUAAGGGCACAGACCUGCGACCGUUCUACCAGCAAGGUGUAAUUGAGGUGGUGUGCAAUGUCUUUGUGGAAGUCACUGGUGUGUAUCUGGAGAGAGAAAUGCACUCAGGGCUGAAGAGCUGCUCUUCUCUGCUCCUGUGUUUGCUGGACAUCAUCCACUGCCUGCUCAAAAACCUUUCGUCUGUAGUCCGACUGGCCCUGCAGAGAUCAGACAGUAAUGAAGACACUGAGGCUGCAGAGGAACUACUGCUCAUCAACAAGCCACUGACAGAGCUAAACAACCUCUUCAUUCAGCUGCUGGCGUGUAAUGACAGUGAGGUGUAUGAGGAGGCCAGUCACUGUGUGUCUCUGCUGGCUCAGCUGUAUGGAGGAGAGGGUGCAGACCGCCUGCAGCCGGAGGAGCUGCUCAGCCUGGCACACGCACUGCAGACACACUCUGAGCCCAGACAGCAGAAACUGCUGCUCCGCGUGCUGAAACGCUUGAUGAGUGCGGUUGGCAGCUCCGGUUGGGGUUCUUCGGAAGGACAGAUCCUGCUUCACGUGCUGCAGAAACUGGCGCUGCCUACUAGAUCCCAAUCAGACAUGGCAGUGGAAUCACUAGCUGCAGAGAUUCUGAAGGGCACCGGGUCCCAGGCAGAACUCAGAUCCACAGAACAGAGUUCCACGCCUGGUAUUUAAUGUGGAUAUAUAUUCAUACUUUUCAUUUGUAUGUUACUAUGACUUAGUCUCUUGCAAAAUG
Messenger RNA from Sinocyclocheilus grahami, 1644 nucleotides. RefSeq names its product serine/threonine-protein kinase ULK4-like. The transcript is spliced from 16 exons. The record is from RefSeq and is a predicted model, not a curated record. The coding region runs from base 9 to 1583 and encodes 524 amino acids. NCBI's taxonomy places the organism in Eukaryota, Metazoa, Chordata, Actinopteri, Cypriniformes, Cyprinidae.